AAUCUACUAUACAAAUAAAAAGUAAAGAAAUUGCAAACAUUUCACUUUUAAAUGCAAAAACAGGAAAGUGAACUGAAAAACGAUGACAUUUCGGGGAAAACGGAAAAAAUUGCAAUUGAAGAAUAUGAUAAAUUAUGCGCUGAUGCGUCAAAUGGACGCAGUGAGAAUGAUAAAGAAACUAAAAGAAUUGAAGCAAAUAUAAGAAAAAUGGAAAAUGAUGGAGAUAAACAGGAAUAUAAUUCUGAUAUUAGCGCUGACAAUGGAGGAGAAGAGCAUGCUAGUGAGGAUAAUUUACUUGGGGAAGAGAAAAAACUAGGCAGCAGCAGUAAUAUUGAAGAGAAGGUCGAAGACACCGCUAUCCCUUGUGAUUCCUCUUUCAAUGUACGUGUCGUUGAAGAAAAAAUAAAUUGUAUUAGACUCGACUGGAAUUUACUGGACGAUGUGGAUGUAUAUAAAAUUGAAAAAUAUCACCGAAGACACGGUUGGGAACAAGUCGCUUGGGUAGGCAAUGCACCUACGAUCAUUGAAAAUCUGGACGAGAAUUUCACAUACCGAAUGCGAAUCAAAGGUCAGUGCUUUUCGGAGGCGCGUGGUUUAUUUGAGGAUUGUAAGGUGUCACCUGAGUUUUUAGUUACCACUUUAGCACCGCUGCCGACUACACUGUGUCUACAUCGUGCCAUCAAGAAGGGUCAACAGUUUUUGGUUAAACGUAUUCUGCGUAGACGAUCCAGCUUGUUGGACUAUCCCGGUCCGAAUGGUUACUUGCCGCUGGCGAAUGCGAUUAUGGGUGGACAACAUUGUGUCACCGAUGUGCUGCUGAGUCAUGGCGCUAGUGUACAUACCGGCAAUCCGCUUAAUGGACGCACUCCGUUGCAGCUCGCCUUCUAUCACGGCCGCUUGGCCGUCGCACGCAUUCUACUAAAUCGUAAGGCACAGCUUGAGGCAACUGACAUUAAUGGCAUGACUGCUUGUCACUUUGCCGUCGACGCUAAUCAAUUGGAGCUGCUUAGAUUUGCGCUUGAAAACGGUGCCAAUGUGAAUGCAACGGAUGCUUGCGGCUGGUCAUUGCUGUCACGUGCAGUUGUUAUGGGCGCUGACGUCGGUGUACUGAAGUUGCUGCUGGCAUACGGUGCGGAUGCCAAGUCAACGGAUAAGCUCGGCAAGACUUGCGUGGAUUUGGCGUACAUAUACAAGAAUGACGUUGCGAGGGACUAUUUGGCGAAGGCGCUACGACCGAAGCAGUAGUGUGUCUUAGUUUAAAGUGUUUUGUAUGAGUUUCUUAUGUAAGUUUAAAUUUAUGGUUUUGAUUAGUAUAGUUUGUAAAGUAAUCCAAUAAUUUUAAUAAAGGUAUUAGA
Molecule: messenger RNA, 1355 nt
Organism: Zeugodacus cucurbitae (melon fly)
Lineage: Eukaryota; Metazoa; Arthropoda; Insecta; Diptera; Tephritidae
Gene: flip
Product: fibronectin type 3 and ankyrin repeat domains protein 1
Exons: 5
Coding region: 52-1245 (397 amino acids)
Molecular function (GO): protein binding
Source: RefSeq, a predicted model, not a curated record